Messenger RNA from Rosa chinensis, 2008 nucleotides. Its product is annotated as transcription factor MYB30. Lineage: Eukaryota; Viridiplantae; Streptophyta; Magnoliopsida; Rosales; Rosaceae. The transcript is spliced from 3 exons. Bases 345 to 1730 code for a protein of 461 amino acids. The record is from RefSeq and is a predicted model, not a curated record.
GGUAGCCUGUCCUCACUCUAAAGUAUACAUAUACAUACUGCUCAUCUUAGUGAGUAUAUCUAUAGCUGCUCUAGCUCAGUCGUCAUGUACCAGCUAGCUGGCCUAGCCUAGCCUAACCUGCCUAGCUCUUCUAACUUAAUUGCUGCCGCAGCGUGCGCUUCUAUGUUAUAAAUUAUAUCAUAAAAUUUGAUCAAGCAGCUGCUUCCCGGCCUAGCUCUCCUGGAUUCCUUGCUUAGCAUUUACUGGCAUUGCUGGGCUCUAUAUAUAAUCAGUCUUGCAUUAUAUAGAAGGUGACUAGUUUGAUCUGCUGUAAUAUAUAACAGUAGUGAUCCGUAGAGACAGAAAUGGGGAGGGCUCCGUGCUGCGAGAAAGUUGGGCUGAAGAAGGGGAGAUGGACGGCAGAGGAGGAUCAAACCUUAAUCAACUACAUCCAUGCUAAUGGGGAAGGCUCCUGGAGAUCAUUGCCCAAGAAUGCAGGGUUACUGCGGUGUGGGAAGAGUUGCAGACUGAGAUGGAUAAACUAUCUGAGAACUGACUUAAAGAGGGGAAAUAUUACUCCUCAAGAGGAAGAUAUUAUCAUCAAAUUGCAUGCUUCUCUGGGAAAUAGGUGGUCUUUGAUAGCUAGUCAAUUACCAGGAAGAACAGACAAUGAGAUAAAGAACUACUGGAACUCGCACUUGAGUCGAAAAAUCGACACUUUCAGGAGACCUCUUAAUAUGAUGCAUAUGGCUACAGCAGCGGCAGCUAGUAGCAGUAGUGGCAGCAGCACCGCAGCAGAUGUUCAAAUGAAUAUGGCGAUGAAAUUAGGGUCUCCAACAUCCAAACGAAGAGGAAGAGGGGGUAGAACCAGUCGCUGGGCCAUGAAGAAGAACAAAAUUUCGUACGCUUCUACUGCCAUCAACCACCAUUUAGAUUGUACUCAUAAAGAUGAUGGAUCGGCAACGGUGACAAGCUCGUCAUCAAUUAAUAUGUGUCCCCCUCCACCUCCUUCAGCAGCAGCAGUUGCAGCUGGCAUUGGACAAAAAGAAACACAAAAUUUAGGCGGAGGAGGACCAUCUGAUUGCUCAGAAGGCAAAAUUGAUGGCGGUGGGGAGGUCGCUUUCAAUGACUUGAUGAUGGACGCCGUCAACGAAACAAUAUUGGAUCCAGCUGGGGCUCUGACUUUAAGUGGUGAAAGACAAAGCGAUGAUGAUGAUAUCAUGGGCGUCAUUAGGGAUGAGGAUACCGGCAAACUUUUAUGUGGUCCAAAUAAAGUGAUGACUACUUGUACUGCAGCGGCAAGUCCUGAGGAGGAGCAUCAGCUCGAUCAGAUUAGUGCUACUAAUUUGAGUUCAUCAUCACACUCAAAUUCAAAAUCAAGUUAUUAUGGAGAAACAGAAGCAGCUGCAUUUGAUGGGGAGGACUGGUAUAAUUCAUGCUCUAAUUACUCAGCAGGCUCAGCAGCUGCUACUUGUAAUUUUAAUCAGCAGAAGCAGCAGCUUGAUGGAAUGAAUGGAACAUUGGAUGAUGAAAUGAGAUGGAAUUGGGAGAGUGAUAUCCAUAUGCACGACUACUUAUGGAAUAUUGAUCAGAAAGACGAUGAGAAUAUACUCUCUUGGUUAUGGGAGCAUCAGGCUGCAGAGGAUCAUCAUGAUGACCAGAACAAUAAAUCGAGAUCAGACGCCACGGUCGACGAUGAACAUGUCCCAGCUGACAAGCAUAAUGCUAUUCUUGCUUGGCUUCUAUCAUGAGUUACGUUCAGUUAAUUUUCUACCUACCCUUUGGAUCCAUCGAUCUUUGUUUCUUUAGUUUUCUUGCUUCCUAGUUUUUUUAAUAAGUUCUUGCUUCCUAGUUAUCAUAUAAAACAGCAUAAGCUUAUAAGGUAGCUAGCUAGCUAGUUUUCUUUUUUCUUUCUUGAGGUUGCGGAAAUCAUCAGAAAGAUCAAGCAAGACAGUUCGUAAACUAGGCUCAUAAAAAGUUGUACCAUAAAUCAAUUGAUUAGUUUUGCUGCUUCAAACUUUCAGUAUUA